AUGUUGCCUCAUUCGGUGCCCACGUCGCCUCAUCAGGAACGUGACCGGCCCUUAGAGCAGAUGACGGAUGAGGAGUUACGACGUGAGUUGGUGAUGCUCAUUCGUACGAAUGCCAUUCUCGCUGAAGAGUCUGCAGGCCUCCAAGCAGAUAUUAGUGCCCUCUGUGAGGAGUCUGUGAGGUUUCAACAGAGUACAGAAAUUGAAGAAGACAAGGUGACAAAUCAGUUGUUGCGGCGCCUUCAGAGCGAGGAGGUGCAGAAACACCGCUUCCACCACCAGAUCCUCUGUGAGGAAAAGGCGCGACGAAAGAUCAUGGAUCAAAUCACACAGGUCCGGCAGCAGAUGGAGCUAGAGAAACAGCUUGAACAAGAACAGGAAGUGCAGCGGAUGGAACUUCAGCGAAAGCUGAUCGAUGUGGUGAAUAAAAAGAUUGAGGUGGAGCGACAGCUGCUGGAAGAACGUCGUGUCCAACUUGAGGCACUAACGACAAAACUAGCUUCCAUAAAGGAAGGAUCAUUGGCGGCAAAGUCGAAGGUCGACGGGGCUGUUGGUUCUCGAGGAACUCAGGGGCCAAGCGCAUCUUCACAGCAGUGUCAGUCGGGAACAGCAAAUAUGACGCAUGAAUCGCCUGCUGCUGCUGCUGCUGCUGCUGUCGCAGCAUCCUCUCAGCCUCCACCCGUGAAAACAGAGACGGUACCGUCAUCGGUAGACUUGCCUGCUUCCGACGUUGCGGGCGAUGACACGCAUGGCACCAUCAUUAGGUUAGAGGAGCAGUUGAACCGACUCUUAGAACAACAUGCCGCCGCAACACAGGCAAGUGCAACCAACGAGAGUCUGUGCACAGAGUUGGGUAGGAACCUAGAAACUAUUCAGCAAGCAGCUUCGGUUGAUAGAGCUCGUACGCUGAAGUUAAAGGAAGAGCUGCAGGAAACCAAGCGAAGAGUGGCCGUACUGGAGCAGCGCGCUGCCGUUGGCACGGCGUAUGCCGCAUCCGAUGAUAGUUCUGAUUUGCCUACGCCAUCGGUCUCCUCCUUGUACGAUGACAAGAGACGGGAAUCGCUCCUCAAUUGCCACCAGCGGUACCCAAGCAGUUGUGUACCACCAUCAUGCUCCGCUUCUGAAGCCGGUGAAGAUACACGAUCCGUCUAA
Trypanosoma brucei brucei TREU927 is the source of this 1149-nucleotide messenger RNA. RefSeq lists its product as hypothetical. The record is from RefSeq and is a predicted model, not a curated record. NCBI's taxonomy places the organism in Eukaryota, Euglenozoa, Kinetoplastea, Trypanosomatida, Trypanosomatidae. The transcript has a single exon. Bases 1 to 1149 code for a protein of 382 amino acids.